AUGGCCACAGGCACGGGUGUCUCCUCAGGACGCUUGAAAAGACUGUCUGGGCCAUGUGCAACACCUAGGCUGGAGGAGGCCCUAAGUGUGCUGGGGCUGGAGGGAGAACGCGAGUAUGCUGGGGACAUCUUCACUGAACUAAUGGUGUGCGACACACUGCCUGGGAGAGCCCUGCCUCGCAAAGUGACUCCGGAGAUGCGCGCCCUAGUGGUGGACUGGCUGGUCCAGGUGCACGAGUACCUGGCUCUGGAAGGGGACACACUGUACUUGGCUGUGCACUUGCUGGAUUCUUACCUUCGAACGGGCAGAGUGCGCCUUCAGCGACUGCAGCUGCUGGGGGUGGCUUGUUUGUUCCUGGCGUGCAAAAUGGAAGAGUGCGUGUUGCCAGAGUGCGCCUCCCUCUGCCUCCUGAGUGCUGGCUCCUUCUCUCCGGCGGAGCUUCUGCGUGCGGAGCGUCGCAUCCUGAACCGCUUGAAUUUCCGGUUGUACUAUCCAUGCCCAUUGCUCUGCCUUAGACUGCUGGCUGCUCUGGCCAGGAGCAGCCCCCAGGUGCUGCUGUUUGCUACCUACUUCCUGGAGCUGUCCUUGUUGGAGGCUGAGGCAGCAGCUUGGGAACCAGGUCGUCGAGCCGCUGCAGCUCUGAGCCUGGCGCACCGCAUGCUUGGUGCGGCCUCCAGGUCAGGCCCCACGAUUUACAGGUAAUGGCCUUUGGUGGAGGCGGGUAGUG
Messenger RNA from Nannospalax galili (Upper Galilee mountains blind mole rat), 727 nucleotides. RefSeq names its product cyclin N-terminal domain containing 2 (gene Ccnp). The record is from RefSeq and is a predicted model, not a curated record. Gene Ontology annotation, biological process: regulation of cyclin-dependent protein serine/threonine kinase activity; mitotic cell cycle phase transition. Bases 1 to 702 code for a protein of 233 amino acids. Gene Ontology annotation, molecular function: cyclin-dependent protein serine/threonine kinase regulator activity. Gene Ontology annotation, cellular component: nucleus; cytoplasm; cyclin-dependent protein kinase holoenzyme complex. The transcript is spliced from 5 exons. Lineage: Eukaryota; Metazoa; Chordata; Mammalia; Rodentia; Spalacidae.